This is a messenger RNA of Rattus rattus (black rat), 1435 nucleotides long. It is a transcript of the gene Rap2b, whose product is annotated as RAP2B, member of RAS oncogene family. The transcript has a single exon. Gene Ontology annotation, cellular component: plasma membrane. The record is from RefSeq and is a predicted model, not a curated record. Bases 13 to 564 code for a protein of 183 amino acids. NCBI's taxonomy places the organism in Eukaryota, Metazoa, Chordata, Mammalia, Rodentia, Muridae. Gene Ontology annotation, molecular function: GTP binding; GTPase activity; GDP binding. Gene Ontology annotation, biological process: negative regulation of cell migration; Rap protein signal transduction.
GCCGACGGAGCCAUGAGAGAGUACAAAGUGGUGGUACUGGGCUCGGGUGGCGUGGGCAAGUCCGCGCUCACCGUGCAAUUCGUAACAGGUUCCUUCAUCGAGAAGUACGACCCAACCAUCGAAGACUUUUACCGCAAGGAGAUCGAGGUGGAUUCGUCGCCGUCGGUUCUGGAGAUCCUGGACACCGCGGGCACGGAGCAGUUCGCUUCCAUGCGGGACCUGUACAUCAAGAAUGGCCAGGGCUUCAUCCUCGUCUACAGCCUGGUCAACCAGCAGAGCUUCCAGGACAUCAAGCCCAUGCGGGACCAGAUCAUCCGCGUGAAACGGUACGAGCGCGUACCCAUGAUCCUGGUAGGCAACAAGGUGGACCUGGAGGGCGAACGUGAGGUCUCCUAUGGCGAGGGCAAGGCCCUGGCCGAGGAGUGGAGCUGCCCCUUCAUGGAAACAUCGGCCAAAAACAAAGCCUCAGUGGAUGAGCUAUUCGCAGAGAUCGUGAGGCAGAUGAACUACGCGGCACAGCCCAACGGCGACGAGGGCUGCUGCUCGGCCUGUGUGAUCCUGUGAGGCGCUGUCUGCCGCCGGGCGCUGGCCACGCUCUGUGCACAAAGCCAAACGCACCCGAUUCUCUUAAUGUGAUUGUCUUCUUGCUUUGAGAUUGGAGACGACUUUGUUGUAUUGGCUGGGAUGUCCGAGGAACCUGGCUGACUUGUGUGGCCAGCAUCCCUAGCCUUCAGCCGUGGUCCGAGGGGGUGUCCGUUGCUGAGCAUCUGAGACCCUGAUGGAAAAAUGGCUCUAUACAGCGUGUACGUUCCUCGUUGAUUUUGGUUCAUGCAUUUUUCCCCGUUUAAGUAGCCAUUAAGGCUCUGCAUUGGCUGCUUGACACCGGCAAGCGAAAGUUUCAAGCCUGGAAAAAAAAAAUGGGGGUGGGGAAGCAGAGGAAGUGGAGGGGAAGGAGGCAGUGGGGGAGGGUUCCCCCAAGCAACUGUUCACAGUUCCAAGUUUUAACACAAGGAAAGAGGUCCAAGAAAAUCAUGCGAAGGAGCCAGAAGAGGGGACAAAACUUUUUUUUUUCCUUGUUUUCCAGGAUUAUUUGGAAAUUAAGACCAGGGGUUCCUUUUCUGCCAGCUUGGAAGGGCAACCCAGGGACUGAUUAGGAUUCUGAGGAUGUCUAUGCAAAGUUGGGUUCUUGUUACAGUGUAUCCAAUCUGAAGUAUUGCACAUGUGAACUGGGACUGUUAAGCACUGAUGCCAAUACAGUGUGGGGUGCCAGGAAGUGUCUGCUGAUAUUUGUGGGAAAAAAAAAUCUAUUUUGAUUACCUACUGUAUCAAAGGGGAGUCUGGGGGGAGAAUGGUAGUAUUUUUUUUUAAUCAGCUGUGAAAAAUGUUACAGAUCUGCACAUUUUUUGUGUGUGCUAUUGUGUGUGUGUGUGUGUGU